Anopheles stephensi (Asian malaria mosquito) is the source of this 9002-nucleotide messenger RNA. It is a transcript of the gene unc-104, whose product is annotated as kinesin-like protein unc-104. Gene Ontology annotation, molecular function: ATP binding; microtubule binding; microtubule motor activity. The coding region runs from base 434 to 5617 and encodes 1727 amino acids. Lineage: Eukaryota; Metazoa; Arthropoda; Insecta; Diptera; Culicidae. The record is from RefSeq and is a predicted model, not a curated record. The transcript is spliced from 21 exons. Gene Ontology annotation, biological process: microtubule-based movement.
ACACGGUUCAGUUCCAGACUUGCCUUCUUCCAGCAUGGAUUGAAAAACGGAACGGAACGCAAACCCCCCCAUAAAAUUCGUGUGCGGGUAGUACUGUGAAUGUGUGUGUGUUUGUGUGCGUGCGUGUGAAGUAUUGGAAAGCCAGAAAAUCAAUUCUAACCGCAAAGCAGCAGUAGCAGCACCCCAAAAACGUGACUAACGCGACAUCCAACAACCCUUCCAACGGCGAAAACACACGCGUACCGUCCGGGGGCGUAUGUGUGUGUGGGCGCGUGUUUAGAUUAGCAAAGCGGUCAUUUGCCAAGCGGUCAUCUUUGCGUGGCAGGUGUACCGAAGGAAAGCACCCGCUCACCAGGCAUCGCCAAAAAGUUGGCCACCGUUUUUUGUCCCUUCUAUCUAAAACCGGUAACAGGGCCCAGGGCCACCCGCCAUCAUGUCGUCCGUGAAGGUGGCGGUCCGUGUGCGACCCUUCAACUCCCGGGAAAUCGCCCGGGAGUCAAAAUGCAUCAUCGAAAUGGCUGGCAACACGACCUGCAUCACAAACCCGAAGGUACCGCCCGGUUCGAGCGAAUCGGUCAAACGCUUCAACUACGACUACUCCUACUGGUCACACGAUCCUCGCGAUUUGGAAUUCUCGACACAAGCCAUGGUGUACGCCGACAUUGGCGAGGAAAUGUUGCAGCACUCGUUCGACGGUUACAACGUGUGCAUCUUCGCGUACGGACAAACAGGCGCCGGCAAAUCGUACACCAUGAUGGGCAAGCAGGAGGACGGCCAGGAGGGCGUGAUACCGAUGAUCUGUAAGGAUCUGUUCCGUCGAAUACAGGAAACGGAAAGCGAUGAUCUGAAGUACUCGGUCGAGGUGUCGUACAUGGAGAUUUAUUGCGAACGCGUUAGAGAUCUGCUGAACCCGAAAAACAAAGGCAAUCUGAAGGUGCGCGAACAUCCGCUGCUUGGUCCGUACGUGGAAGAUCUGUCCAAACUGGCCGUCACCUCGUACCAGGACAUACACGACCUGAUCGAUGAGGGCAACAAGGCACGUACUGUGGCCGCAACCAACAUGAACGAAACGAGCUCAAGAUCGCACGCCGUGUUUACGAUUUUCUUCACCCAGAAGCGUCAGGAUCGCAUGACCAGCCUCGAAACGGAGAAGGUUUCGAAAAUUAGUCUGGUCGAUUUGGCCGGUUCUGAGCGGGCCGAUUCGACGGGCGCCAAGGGCACGCGCCUGAAGGAGGGCGCCAACAUUAACAAGAGUCUUACCACGCUGGGCAAGGUCAUAUCGGCGCUGGCUGAAAUUUCCGCAUCAAAGAGCAAGAAAUCGAAGAAAGCUGAUUUCAUUCCGUAUCGCGAUUCGGUCCUGACAUGGUUGCUGCGCGAAAACCUUGGCGGUAACUCAAAAACGGCUAUGAUCGCUGCAAUAUCGCCGGCCGACAUCAACUACGACGAAACGCUAAGCACAUUGAGAUAUGCCGAUCGCGCGAAACAGAUCGUCUGCAAGGCUGUUGUCAACGAGGACGCCAACGCGAAACUUAUCCGCGAACUCAAGGAAGAGAUACAAAAGCUGCGCGAGCUACUCAAAGCCGAAGGCAUCGAGGUGCAGGAAGGACCGGACGGUAAAGUGGUUUGUGAAAAGCGAGAUGCUAAUAAGGACGAAUGUCUCAUCAAAUCGGACAAAAUCGAGUCGGUGGGCGGUGUGGUCAUUACCGAGGAAGGUGAAGAUGGUGAGAAGAAGAUUCAUUCGCCGAACCGCAACCGCAAACGCACCGGUUCGAGCACGGAAAUGGCGGUCGAUCAGCUGCAGGCAAGCGAAAAGCUUAUCGCCGAGCUGAACGAAACAUGGGAGGAAAAGUUGAAGCGUACAGAGCAGAUCCGUGUGCAGCGGGAAGCCGUCUUUGCCGAGAUGGGUGUGGCAGUGAAGGAGGACGGCAUUACUGUCGGUGUUUUCUCGCCGAAGAAAUCGCCCCAUCUGGUGAACCUCAACGAGGAUCCAACACUGUCCGAGUGUUUGCUGUACUACAUAAAGGACGGACUUACCCGGCUCGGUACAUCGGAAGCGAACGUACCGCAGGAUAUACAACUGUCCGGCUCGCACAUCUUGAAGGAGCACUGUGUGUUCGAGAACAAGGAUGGCGUGGUUACGCUGGUACCGCACAAGGAUGCGCUGGUGUACGUGAACGGGCGGAAGGUAAUCGAGCCGGAGGUACUGCAAACUGGUUCGCGCGUCAUCUUGGGUCGCAAUCACGUGUUCCGGUUCACGCACCCGGAGCAGGCACGCGAAAAGCGCGAAAAGAAUAAGGAGGUCGAUGUGUGCGAAACGCCUGGCAAUAGUGGCGAGAUUGCUGAUUGGAACUUUGCCCAGUGUGAGCUGCUGGAAAAGCAGGGCAUUGAUCUGAAGGCGGAGAUGGAGAAACGUUUGCUGGCGCUGGAGGAACAGUACAAGCGCGAGAAGCGCGCUGCUGACCAGGAGUUUGAAGAGCAACGCAAGACCUAUGAAGCAAGAAUCGAUGCUCUCCAGAAGCAGGUGGAAGAACAGUCAAUGACAAUGUCGAUGUAUAGCAGCUACAGUCCUGAAGAUUUCCACCAAGAAGAGGACAUAUUCGUUAAUCCACUGUUCGAGUCCUGCUGGACAGCACGCGAAGCUGGUUUGGCCGCAUGGGCAUUCCGAAAAUGGCGCUACCAUCAGUUCACAUCGCUUCGCGAUGAUCUCUGGGGCAAUGCAAUAUUCCUGAAGGAAGCCAAUGCAAUUUCGGUCGAACUGAAGAAGAAGGUUCAAUUCCAGUUCACGCUCCUGACCGACACCCUGUACUCUCCGCUGCCACCGGAAUUGACCCCGGCACCGGCCGUAGGUGCCCUGACUAACGGUGGCCAGGAAGAUGAGUUCGGUCAAACACCCAUUCCAAGAACGAUUGUGGCGGUGGAAGUAACCGAUACAAAGAAUGGAGCUACCCACUACUGGAGUUUGGAAAAGUUAAGGCAACGUCUCGAAUUGAUGCGCGAAAUGUAUCACAACGAAGCAGAGCUGAGCCCAACAUCACCGGACUACAACGUUGAAAGUUUGACCGGCGGUGAUCCAUUCUACGAUCGAUUCCCGUGGUUCCGGAUGGUCGGAAGAUCGUUCGUGUACUUGAGUAACCUACUGUAUCCGGUUCCGCUGGUCCACAAGGUGGCGAUCGUAAAUGAACGUGGUGACGUUCGCGGCUAUCUGCGCGUCGCCGUACAGCCGGUGAUGGAUGAAGAAAAUGCUGACUUUAGCAAUGGGGUGAAGCAGUCGGCUCGCAUCCUGUUCGACGAGGAGCAGAACGGACAGCAUAAGGUGCCAAAGAUCCGCACCAUUCCCGACAAGGAUGAAAAAUACAUCGAGGGAGGCAACGAGAUGGGCACCAAGUUGGAGGAAUUGGAGCAAGAGGAUGCCGAUUCCGGACGUGGGGAUUCGAGCGUUGCUUCCGAGCUGCACGAAUCAAACGAUCAGGAACCGGGUGAACAUUUGCAGCCGGGCAAAGAGUUUACGUUCCGUGUGACCGUACUGCAGGCGACGGGAAUUGCUGCCGAGUAUGCCGAUAUAUUCUGUCAGUUUAACUUUUUGCAUCGACACGAGGAAGCAUUCUCUACGGAACCGAUCAAGAACUCUGGUUCGGGAGCACCGCUUGGAUUCUAUCACGUACAAAAUAUCACAGUUCCGGUAACGAAAUCUUUCAUCGAAUAUCUGAAAACACAACCGAUAGUUUUCAAGGUGUUCGGUCACUACCAGCACCACCCGUUGCACAAGGAUGCCAAGCAAGACUGUCAGAUUACGAGGCCUCCGCCACGGCGCAUGCUGCCCCCGAGCAUUCCGAUCAGCCAGCCGGUACGCAGCCCGAAGUUUGGUCCGCUACCGUGCCCACCCUCGUCGACGGUGUUGGCCAAGCACGACGUGCUCGUAUGGUUCGAAAUCUGUGAACUGGCCCCGAACGGUGAAUAUGUACCGGCGGUCGUCGACCACAGUGACGAUCUGCCUUGCCGUGGACUGUUUCUGCUCCACCAGGGCAUCCAAAGGCGUAUCCGCAUUACGAUCGUGCACGAACCGACACCCGAGGUGAAGUGGAAGGACAUUCGCGAACUGGUGGUCGGACGCAUUCGCAACCAGCCCGAACCGGCUGACGAUGAGGAUUCGGAUUCGUGCGUGCUGUCGCUCGGUUUGUUCCCGGGCGAGGUUUUGGAGGUCCCGGGAGAUGAUCGGUCGUUCUUCCGCUUCGAAGCUGCCUGGGACUCGAGUCUGCACAAUUCCGCAUUGCUCAACCGUGUUACACAGACGGGUGAACAGAUUUACAUUACGCUGAGCGCAUAUCUUGAGCUUGAUAACUGUGCUCGACCGGCCAUCAUUACGAAGGAUCUCAGUAUGAUUAUAUACGGACGGGAUGCACGCACUGGACCACGCUCCCUGAAGCAUCUGUUCUCGGGCCAGUACCGCAAUCCGGAAGCCAAUCGUCUGUCGGGCGUGUAUGAGCUUUCGCUGAGAAGAGCUUCUGAAGCAGGUAGUCCAGGCGUGCAACGUCGACAGCGCCGUGUGCUGGAUACGAGCUCCACCUAUGUGCGCGGUGAGGAGAAUCUGCACGGUUGGCGUCCACGCGGCGACUCGCUUAUCUUCGAUCAUCAGUGGGAGCUGGAGAAGCUCACCCGAUUGGAGGAAGUUGGGCGCGUCAAACAUCUGCUACUGCUGCGCGAACGGCUCGGCAUGGACACGACCCCGAACCCAACCACCAAAACAGAGAAGGACGUUUGCAACUUGGCUCAGCGUGCUAGUGCGUCACCGGUACACAUGGUCAUUCCACCGUCACCACAGACGCCGGUCAAAGACCAGCAGACACCGGCAAUGGCGGAACGGGACCUGUCGGCCCGCGAAUCGGAGCUGGUGUGGAAGUGUGUGAAGCUUAUUCAGGGUCGUAUCGGCAACAAGGAGCUGGGUGCCGAUGGUUCGAGUGCGCCAGCAUCGGACGCAUCGCCGGGUGACGAGGGAUGUGCGGACAUGAAUGCGAGCUACAUUUCAAGCAACUCGAUUGAACUGUGCUCACCGGAACGGGUGGAUGUACCGAACGGAUGGGAGGCACCGGCACCGGCACCACAAACACAGGACCUUUCGCUGCGAUUGUAUGUGCCCGAGCUGGAAGAGAUUCGGGUGAGCCCGGUCGUGGCCCGCAAGGGUUACCUGAACGUGCUCGAGCAUGGUGGUUCCGGGUGGAAGAAGCGAUGGGUCACCGUACGACGACCGUACGUUUUCAUCUUCCGUUCGGAUAAGGAUCCGGUGGAACGGGCCGUCUUGAACCUGGCUACCGCACAGGUGGAAUGCAGCGAAGAUCAGGCAGCGAUGGUGAAGGUUCCGAACACGUUCAGCGUUGUCACCAAACAUCGAGGAUAUCUGCUGCAGACACUCGGUGACAAGGAAGUUCACGAUUGGUUAUAUGCAAUCAAUCCACUGUUGGCAGGUCAAAUUAGAUCCCGACUGGCUAGGAAAAACAUUUCCAGCAUAAGCAGCAACGGCAGCGGUGCUGGCGAUCAGCCACAGGCGACGACGGGAGCGUCCGCCCUGGCUGUAGCUGCUGCCCAGGGCAACGGAGGCGGCAGUAGCUCCGGUGGCAAAUGAGAUACAAUAACGAUGGAGUCCGUGCUGGUCUACUAAGCGACUGCGGCGCGGAUACUCCACCUAUCGCCGUACGGAUACGGAUGCGAACAAACCUAUAACCACCAUUAUUCUGAGAGUAAGAGUAAUCCUAGUUUGACGUGCUGCAAUCGUCACCACCACCAAAAAAACAAAAACCAAAAUCAAACCAAAAUACUUAGUAGUAGUACGCGUUGCCGUUACUUGUCCCCUUUUCCCCAUCUACUUAGUUUUUUGUCGAUAGAUUUCGGUUUCGGAGUUAUGAAAAUCAAACCACUCCAUGUCACAGUUAGACAAAAUAACCUAUAAGACCGUGGGGAGAUAGGAUGGAGCUGAGUGUUUGACUAGCUGGAAUCGGUAUAUGUGUGUGUAAUAAGCGGGACGCAGCUUAGUUUGACUGGGUGUCCUUGUAAGCUUUCUGUUACGUACCGUAUUUUAGUUACAAGCUUUACUUCUCAACGGUUCUGCUACGAGGCUGACUAAGUUUUAGUUUUAACGAAAACCCGAUACUGCUUUACGCUAACUGUAAGAUAGCAUGUUUUGUAUAUAAGAAGAACUAUUUUUAUCCCGUUUUUAAAACUAGCCAACUUUCGCCCGAUCGUACUUCGGUUUCAAUUAUUUUCAAAGCGCCGAGCUAAGUUAAAGGCCCCUAAGUUAAAAAAGGGUUCGCAUCUCGGGCAGAUGCUGAUGCUUUUGCCGAUCCGUUUGGUGAUUUUGUUAUCUUCACCCUUUUUCUCUAGAGAGACUGCAAUAAGGCUUACAAUCUAGAGCGAUAGACUACUGGGGGUAGGGCACGUGUCAGCGAAGCUGUCACACUAAACACCUGGGAGAAUGGCAUAAAACAGACCACGGGAGCUAGCGGCGGUGGUUCAUUGUUGCUACGUUUAGAUAUCUGAUUUUGCUGUGCUUUUUACUGAGACACCUGUACGGCAUUGUUGUUGGUGCUUUCUUCUUUCGUUGCCAGUUUGCUUGCGAUGAUUGCGGGAGCGAUCUGGAUUUGUGGGUAGCCCGAAAGUAAAUGGGGCUACUGCAUGGACGAGUAUAUGUGUGGCGCGGAUUCAUGUGGAUCAAUCCGUUGGCUAAACUCCUUUAAACAAUGAGCAUGAUAUUAAUCAAUAGCAUAAUUAAUGUUUAGAACAAACUGAUGAAGCACAUACACACACAGGAAGAAAAUGUGUUAGAUUACUUGAAUGUGAGCAAAAAGACGCAUAUAUAUAUUGAAUUCUUGUGAAGGAUAACAACAGCAUCACAACAGCAGACAUAAAAUUGGGAAAUGGGGAAAAAAUGAUACAGUAAAAAAGAGGAAAAAUAACUCUUUGAUGAAGUCGAAACAAAGUUUGCCUACCAAAGCAGCAAACAAUUCCUUGAUUUGUGUGACAAGAGAAUCUCUAAAGACAGAAACAAAAUGUUGGAAUCUCUCCGAUCAUUGUGUCGUGUACAUCUCUCUCACUCUCUUUCUCUUCUCGUAAAGCAAACUCUAAAGCGAAAAGAUGCAAUGAAUUGGACAAAGAAGAAACUAUCUACUAGGCAAACUAGGCAAGGCACUAGAACAUGGGAAGAAUCAACACAACUCCAUAUUCAAUAACCUAAUCGGAACUAACAGUAGUUUAAAAAUGGGUGAACGGGCAGUGAAAGACCAGUGAGCUCAAAUAUGUUUGCAAAAAUAGUUCGAACGCGGAACGUAAAGUAUUAGAGCAGGUGAACGGGUGCUGAAUUGUUACGAACGGAUUAUUACCCUUUAUCGCAAUCGUUUAUUUUGCUUCCGGGAAUCGUAAGCCUUGCAUAAGAAAGACGGGUUCCUGCAUGGGGCGCUUCGAGAUGAGAGUGUGCGCUACAGAAGACUGGUUUGGCUUGAAGCUAUACAAACAAACAAAAAAAUGAAUGAAUGAAUGAAUGUUCUAGGAUCAUAUUGUUUCGUCUGUGUGUGUGUUGGACAUGGUGUAAAAUGUCCUGUAGGAAAAAAAGGCGGGCGAACCGUAGUUUCCUGUAAUGAUCCUUGCGAAGGGAAGAAAACGGCCAGGCACAGCUAAACAAACGGGACAGUUGUAUAGAAUUAUGUAAAUAGAAUGCACACAACUACUAUGCAAGAGCGAUAAUGCUGAACCAAGUCGAUUUGUUCGCUUCGAUGGCCUUAGCUUCCUUUGGUUGCUUGGAUUUGAGAGGACACAACUAUCCUUCAAAUGCAACGGUUUACAUAAGUUUCGUCCUGAUACACUGUGUACAUAUUUGGUCUCGUUCUACGGAAUGGUGCGCUAUCCUACCACAUCUAACGCGUCGUUACGCUAAGGCUUCGCUAGAUGAGUCUUACAUUUCUCCCUCAAACAAACAACAGAAAUGCACGGCACAGUUCACGGCUGGUGAGAAGCUUUGAAGUGCAUCAACGGAUACCAAAGAUAGGGUGUGUAAGCAAUGGGAUCGGGGUGGGACACGUGGGCCCGGGUGGGUUAGCUCAGCAGGCAUGAGCGUAGGUAGAGCAAAGGAUUGUUAAGUGAUUUGGUUCAGACAAAAAGGACACGCCAUUCGUUCCUACUUAUGUUGAUCCUGUGCGAUUAAAGCUGCUUGCAUUAAGUGACGGUUCAAUGUCACUUUUACUAUGCAAAGCAGCGGAAAACUGUCGCUAUUUUUUGUUUUCUUCUUCUUCUACGCGUUCCUUUAUUGUUUGGGAAAGAUCUGAAAACAAAAAACAAAAAAAGGGAAUAAAUGGUUUAUGUUGUUUGUGUACCAUUUGCAACAAUGGCAUCGCUGUUAAAACAUCUACCUGGAUGCGUGUGUAAACUUAGAAAAACAAACGAACAAACAAAAAAAAAUCAUAGACACAAGAAUAAAAUAAAUAAAUGUAACCGUUUUCUGAUCCCAUCUCUGCUUACCGCAAAACAAAACAAAGGCAAAACAAAAACAAAUAACACCGAUACAUAAUGCAAUUAAUUGUAUAGGAUAUAUAGUUGACAAAUAAACAUGAUAACUACUUGACAAAGCUACACAACAAACCCCCAAAACCCAAUCCGGCGAAAGCAAAAAAGAAGCUCAAAGGGCUCAUAGUAAAAGUUUCUGUCCUUUGUCAGCACACACACACACCAUUCUUCCUCCUUCCCUGUGUAACAUCUAUACGUAUUUUACAUACCAAUAUCUGAGUAUUUAGCCGAACAAUGCCUAGCGAAGCGCGAAAAUGCUUACGUUUUCCACUGUGGUUUACGUUGACGCGUGGGCUCCGCCGGCCAACCAAAGAGCAACACAAAUACAAAACCGGGAAAGCAAACACGAUUGAGUUUACUGCUGUUGUUCCCGCAAACGCGAAUCCGCCAUAUUCGAUCGUACAUACACACACACACAAAACAAAAUAUAUAUACACAUAUAUGUAUUCUGAACUCUA